AGUAACGUGUUGUGGCUGAUUUUCGUUUUUUUUUUCAUUAAAUUUGUUAACAAAAAAAUUAUUAAAAUAAAACAUAUAUAACUACGAUUUUUCAAUCACAUUAUCCGUGUUUAUUGUGUGUUUAAAUUGAUACGUCAUAUGUAGGAAAAAUACAAUAGUAAUUACAGGCAGAAAAAUUUUAUGUGCGAGCAUCAUCAAACAACAAAAAACGUCACAAUUUUUUUGUGUGAAUAGUAACUCGGUGUGUAGUCGUGGUGUUUGUAUAAACUGAACACAAACCAACUGGGAAAAGAUCUAAAUUGCUCCGUAAAUAAAAAUCCGGGGGAAUUUGCAGUAACCACCGAAUACGCAAAAUAUGAAAUGGGCAUUUAUUGCGCCGUGUUGCAACAGUUUACAAAGAUUUCAAGCAAUCAAGAAUAUACAAGUUUUCCACAAAUAUUGCAGAAAACAAUUUCAUUUAACUAAUUUUUAAAAAUUAAUUUUCAAAAAAAAAAAGAAAAAUAAAGAAGAAAGCCGCAGUUUUAUAUUUUUCUUUUCAUUUUUGAACGCGAAAAUUUAUCCCAUAAGUAAAUUUUAAAAAAUCGUGGCUGAAGCAGUAACAGGAAAGCCUACAAUAACUGAUGCAAUGCCUUCUGCUAUAAGUGGUGCUGGUGGUCAUAGCUCGGGCAGCCACAACUCGAAUAUACCUAACAAUGAAGAGUGUGGUAUACGGGAUGUCUGGAAACAUAAUCUUGAAGAGGAAUUUCGUACUAUUCGUAAAAUAGUGCAAAAAUAUCAUUACGUCGCUAUGGAUACGGAGUUUCCAGGCGUUGUAGCACGGCCCGUAGGAGAAUUCCGUUCCACCGCCGACUAUCAUUAUCAAUUGCUGCGAUGUAAUGUCGAUUUGUUGCGCAUCAUACAACUGGGCCUAACUUUUAUGGAUGACGAGGGGAAAACACCGCCCGGUUACAGUACAUGGCAAUUCAAUUUCAAAUUUAAUUUAAGUGAAGACAUGUACGCCCAGGAUUCCAUUGAUUUACUACAAAACUCUGGUAUACAAUUCAAAAAGCACGAAGAAGAUGGCAUUGAUCCGUUGGACUUUGCUGAAUUGUUAAUGUCAUCGGGCAUUGUAUUGGUGGACAACAUUAAAUGGUUAUGCUUCCAUUCUGGCUACGAUUUUGGUUAUUUGCUUAAACUGUUAACUGAUCAAAAUUUGCCGGCAGAUGAGAGUGAAUUUUUCGACUUGCUACACAUUUAUUUCCCCAACAUAUAUGACAUCAAGUAUUUAAUGAAAUCAUGUAAAAACUUAAAAGGUGGUCUACAAGAGGUAGCCGAUCAGUUGGAAUUAAGACGUGUGGGACCUCAACAUCAAGCCGGCUCUGACGCAUUACUCACUGGCAUGGCAUUCUUCAGAAUGCGUGAGAUGUUCUUUGAGGAUAAUAUCGAUAAUGCCAAAUAUUGCGGACACCUGUACGGCCUGGGAACAUCAUUCAUUGUGAACGGUGCCACUUUCCAUGAGAGCAAUGGCGAAAAUAGCAACACCACGUGAUUUGUAAUUGAUGAACGUACUCAAAAUCUGCAGAAUGCUACCUAAAGUUUUAUAAUGUCAAAAUGGAAAAAAAACGAAACAUUACAACACGGUAACUGGACAACAACAACUGCAACUUUACCAUAACUAAGUUGUUGCUCAUGAUGAGGAAGACACAAAGGAAAUCAAUCAAUCUAUAUAUAUAUACAUAUAUCUAUCGAACAGGAAAAAAUGCACGUUUUAAUGUUUUAACUUU
Molecule: messenger RNA, 1763 nt
Organism: Glossina fuscipes
Lineage: Eukaryota; Metazoa; Arthropoda; Insecta; Diptera; Glossinidae
Gene: Pop2
Product: CCR4-NOT transcription complex subunit 7
Exons: 5
Coding region: 626-1528 (300 amino acids)
Cellular component (GO): CCR4-NOT core complex; P-body; CCR4-NOT complex
Molecular function (GO): poly(A)-specific ribonuclease activity; nucleic acid binding
Source: RefSeq, a predicted model, not a curated record